Setaria italica (foxtail millet) is the source of this 3670-nucleotide messenger RNA. RefSeq names its product proteoglycan 4. The record is from RefSeq and is a predicted model, not a curated record. The transcript is spliced from 4 exons. Gene Ontology annotation, cellular component: cytoplasm. NCBI's taxonomy places the organism in Eukaryota, Viridiplantae, Streptophyta, Magnoliopsida, Poales, Poaceae. Gene Ontology annotation, molecular function: glutathione binding; glutathione transferase activity. Bases 12 to 3389 code for a protein of 1125 amino acids.
CUCUUGCCUCCAUGGCAAGCCUUAGCACUGGAGCAGGGCCUCCCGUGGUGAAUGUGUACCAUGAGAAGUCCAUGAUCCUACCAGAUGUGUCAAGGGUGCUCACAUGCCUGUAUGAGAAAAAUGUCAAGUUUGAGACAAUCAAAGCCUCUUACAAGGACAUACUCAGCCUCCAGGCAUCAAGAAGUGUUCCGGUUCCAUUCUAUGAUGGUCCCCUGUUUCUGCAAGAUUCAAGAGCAAUCUGCCGCUAUCUAGCAGAGACCUAUGAGCAUCAGGGGUAUCCUUUCCUUCUGGGAAAGGAUGUCCUUGAGAGGGCUUCCAUUGAACAAUGGCUCCGGAAUGAGGAGCAUGCCUUCGACCCUCCAAGCCGGGCAUUGUUCUGCCAUAUCGCCUUCCCACUGCAUGAUGAGGAUGAUGAAAACAAUGAAGACAUCAACCGAGAGAAGCGGAAGCUGGAGGAAGUUCUGGAAGUCUACGAGCAGAGGCUUGGUGAGAGCGACUACCUUGCUGGGAACAAGUUCACUCUUGCCGACCUUGUUCAUCUGCCUGGUACCCACCAUGUCAUUACAUCCGAGAGAUUUGCCUACCUGUAUGACUCAAGGAAGAAUGUGCAAAACUGGUGGAACAGGAUCUCAGCCCGAGAUUCCUGGCAGCAGGUGCUGAGGGACAUGAAGACCGUGGAGGAGGAGCACAUAAAGGAGGAGUAUGAGAGGCAGCAGCAGCAGCGAUGGCAGACAGAGCCACAGUUUGUCCGCGACAUUCACAUAAGCCAUCGGCAGCAGGAGGGCACAAAGUCACAGACGGUGCUGGUUGCGCCUCCCAGCACUGGUACCAUCAUAACCUCUAUUUCACCAGCUCCACGAGAACAUGAAAAUACCACUGAACAUAAGCCUUCCUCGCCUGUCGAAAGAAAUCAAGGUGGCUUCUUUACAACCACUGAAAAAACACAACCACCAUCACGGCAGACAGAUUCUACCACUCAGAAACCACCUAGUAGUGUCCAGAGCACUAAAAGUAACUUCUUCACCCAGCCUUCCACUCCUACCACUGCCAAGAUGCAUCAGAGAACCGAUGCCGAGAAGCCCAUCCACAAAGAUGCCUCAUCUCCUAGCAAAACCAGUCAAAUAUCACCCAAAGAAGCUCCUGAUAAGCCCCAUCUUUCUGGAUUUUUUAAGGUCAGUGGCUAUAAAUAUGAGGCAGGAUCUGUUGCCAAGCCCAGUCCACAAGCUCCCUCUGGGACCCCUGGAGCUAGGCAGGCCAGUGAAGCAGUUGCUAGUGACAAGCCCAGUCAAGGAUCAGCCAAAUCUCCCCACAGAAUUACUGAACCAGAUUACAGUGAAAGUGAGAGCAAACCUUUUGGCGUCCACCCUCAGGUUGACAAGCCUGACACACAAAAACAACAAACACCUUAUGGAAAGCCUCCUGAACAGACAGUUACACACACUUAUGUCGGUCCUGAGGCAGGUGAAAAACAGAAAAGUGCAAUGGGCACUCAUUAUGCUCAAGGUGAAACUGCAAAACAAUCUACAUACUCUGGUUACCCAGCUAUUGCAAAGAGAGCAACAGAGGCUGAUCAAAAUCGGGCUCCACCACCUAGAGCCCAGGAAGUACAAUCAGGUGUCCAGGAUGCCCAGAAGCAAGCUAAAGCACUGCCUGCUGAUCAGAAAGCAUCUGGCACAUCACCAUUGCAAGUAGAAUCUGAAGAAGAUACUCAAGGUGGCAUUGAUGAAGAUGAAAGAUUCUCAACUAAGAGGCUCAGGAGAAUGUUUGAUCCAGACGCUCCAGAUUCUCAAGACCCUGCCAUGGAGGGGGAAGCACCUGCCAUAUCCAAUAUGCCUUCAGAUGUCCAUGACAGAGAAAAGAAAACCACAACAGUACCAGCCACUCCUCCAACAGGCACAAGAGCUCCUUACACUCCAGAGACAGCAGAUGAAAGGGGAGCCAUUUUGCCACCUAAAGGAGUGCCUUACAAUGACCGUGCUACUUCUGGGCCAGAAAAAACACCACCCAUUCAACAAGUACCUCCUGCUGCUCCUAGAACUGACAAAUUGUCCAAAACAGAAGAUGCUAGCAUGAGAGGACCACAAGGAGCACCACAGCAAACCACAGUUGAUGCUAGAAGUGGUUCAGCACUUGUGCAAGGAGCUGAUGCACAUGCUCGUGUUAUCAGUGAUGAACAGACAUACAAGAAUUCCACCAUGGGUGGAAAAGCUCCAGAGGCAACAAGGAAGGCUUCUGACAGUCAAGGUACUUCAGCAUUGAUCCAAGAACCAAUUCUUGAUACCCGUGGGAAGCAAGCACCAGUUGGCCAAGAAGAAAUCCCCGGUGUUCGAGAUAUCGGUGACCGGGACACAACAAAAAAAUCUAUUAUUAACAAAAGGGCAGCAGAACCAACUUCAGGUUCUCAACAAAUUACAGAACCAGUUAAAGGAGCAGGCCCUACCUCACCUAAAACCCCUGGUGAUAAGUCAACCAGAGCAGCAACAGCUGAUCCAGGUGCAGAACUGACUGCACCAGUAGGAGCACCAGCUUUGGGUGGACAGAAUGCUUCUGCAGUUCUCCGAGAAGGAAAUCUUGAUGCUAAUAGCAAGAAUGAGGCAGCCAAACCAUCUCCUGGUGAUCUAAGAACCACACUCCCAACUACACCAGGAAGGCUAGCACCAAGUCCUGAGACACAAUCCCAUGACACUUCAGGUCAAUUGUCAAAACCAUCUCCACCAGUAUCUUCCUUAUCUGACACAAGGAAGGAGAAGACUGGUAUUGCUGAAACCAUUCAAACUAGUGUGGUAUCACCCAAUGAUCAGCUGGGUGGGCAAGCUACGAGGAAUGCUGGACCAGCUUCUGUACCUCCAGCAGUGAAGUCACCAGAAGAUAACAAAACAUACCAGGAAGAAGCAGCCAGACAAGAGCUACCAAGAGAUCAAUCCAGGGCUCAGUUAGCUGAAAAGAAGAAGCAAGGCGACGAUGCAACACCAACCACUAGAAUUGGCAAGCGCAAAGAUGAAGAUUCCUUGGCAAAUACCAGUGACAAUAUCACUGAACAGGCUCAAGGAACAACACAUGAUGCGCCAUCCAAGCUGCAGAUACAGUCUGACAAGAAAGAGCCUCAACCGUCAAAAGAUGGUGGCAAGCAAAUGAAAGAGACAACAAAUUCUUCUAGCUUAUCAACAUCCAAAGAAGUAUUGCCUUCACUCCCUGAGAAGAGAAAGCAAGAGCAGCAACUGAAAGGAGACAGGUCUGGUAUAUCACUGCAAGAAAAUGUAAAGCAGGGUUAUGAAACCACACCACUGGGGUCUGGAACAGUGCAGCAAAAGAAGGAUAUCUCCACAGAUGCAGAUAAGAACUAUGAGAAAACUUCAGAAGUUAAUCCGGAAGAAAAAAAUCCCCUCUGAUACUCAGCAAAUGAAGAACAACAGAAGUGAUAGCAAACCAGAUAGCUCAAGCAAACCUAACAAAGGUAAUCUUCCUGAGUCAGAGAGGCGUGGCUUGUAGACAGACCUAUGAAGCACCUACUUCAUGUCAUAUUCCUGUAGUUUAUUUGUUGAAGUCUUCUCUACCUCACCACUUUCACAUGUUGAUGUAAUAAGGUCUGUAACCUUAGCACCUUCAGACCAAUCGUGGCAUCUAUAUGACAUGUUAUUUUGCUGUUUUUCUGUGAUCAAUGACUUGUUUA